AUAAGAGGCUGUAAACGGUGGCUAAAAGGCCACCGGAGCGAUGCCGAUGUGGUGGGGAAGCAGGAGGAGGAGGGGAAGGGGUUGGAGUGCCUGAGGAGAGGAGCCACCACCAUCCUGGACCCCGUGGGACCAUGCAGCAUGGGGUUAAGUGUCCUGGUUGGGUAAUGGGGACCUGCUCGUGCCAGGUCUGUGGUGCUGGAGGAGAUGGUACUGGGGUCUGUCUGUGCAGGCUGUGUCAGCACCCCCAAAAUCGCUGCCCCGGCCGCAGCAUCCAUGUGGGCUUGCAGCCACCGUCCCGGGCAAAGCAACACGGCCACCUUGGGGUCCUGAUGGCACUGGGGUCAAUGCAAACCUAGAGGUAGACAAAUAUAAACUGAUUUUAAUCGAUGGGUUUCUUAAGGGUUAGGAAUCCAACUGAGACAGAGCUCCCUGGAGCUGCCUGCUACCCUUUGGGGUGCUCGCAGCUCUCCCAGUGCAUGGGCAGGGGAGGCAGUGCCUGGUCUGGGCUCCCCAAAACUUCCCCCCAUUGGUGCAUGGCACAGCCACAGCCAUUUCUGAGUCACCCCCAUUGCUUGUGGACCCGAAGCCUGUGCUGGAAGAACUGGUUACGUGUGGUUGGGAGCAGCCCCGCAGCCAGGCGAGUGCUUCAGGGGCAGGAGAAAUGGAAAAGGGCAAAUAAAAUAAAAGUCCCUGUGCCCUGUUCAGAGCAGGACCUGAUCCCCACCCGCAGCCCCUCACCGCUGCUUUGGGCCUUCUUUGCGCCCCAUGAGCUUUGGACCUGCAUCCCCCAGGGGGGUUUUGAGUGGGCAAAGGGUGCAGCUGGGGUUGGAAGGGUCCCAGGAAGGGACAGUGAGGGGGAAAAAAUCCCAUUUCAUGGAGCUGGCUCAGCUCUGGGAGGGGAUGGUGAGCAGGGAUGAAGGCACCUCGGGCAGGCUCGGUGCCCGGUGCGACAGCAGGGACGGACGGAGGAGGGACAGGAAAGCGUGACCGGCAGCGUGUGCUGGGAGGGAAACGCAGGGUCCGGCUCUCCCAGCCCCAUAAGACCUCCAGUAUCCGGCCAGGGCAAGGGAACUGUGGUGGGACCCGUGGGGCUGGGGACAGGCUGGUGGCCCGUGUGGGAGCGGGGUGGCUUUGGCAGGUGGCUCUGCCCCGGGAAGGGGAGGAGGCUGCGCGGCACUCCCAGCCCGGCCGGUAUCCCUUGCCACCUCCCUGCGAUGCUCCAGUCCCGGCUCAGCCUUGGCAGCAGCGCAGGCAGGGAGGGCACCCCAGGACAUCCCCAGCAUCGUCCCGGGGGCAACCCUGGCUGAGCCUCCCCGUCCUUCCCCGCAGCCUGGAGGAGGACAUGGAGGAGGACAACCAGACGGAAACCUGGCACCGAAGCCUCCAGGCAGUGCUUAAUGCCUUAAACCAGACGCUGCACGGGGUUGUCCUCUGCCCCGCCGACCGCCCUGCCACCACCACCGUCACCGCCGCCGCACGCAACGCCAGCGCCCGCGCCGGCCGUCCCGGCCGCAACGACAACGCCUACAUGUACAUUCUCUUCGUCAUGACGCUCUUCGCUGCUACGGUGGGGAGCCUCAUCCUGGGCUACACCCGCUCCCGUAAAGUGGACAAGCGUAGCGACCCAUACCACGUCUACAUUAAGAACAGGGUCUCCAUGAUCUGAGCCUGGCCCUCAUGCCUUGUCCCCCGGCAGCCAGGGGGGUUUGGGGGUCACGUCACUGUGGCGCAUCCCGCUGCUUGCGGGAUGGGGCAGUGCUGCUGGCCAGCCCGGCCCCAAAACUUCUGGGAAACCCCCACCCCGAUACCCCCAGGGAGGUGCUGAGCCCCAGUGUGAGCAGUGUGGGGACAUCCUGGCCGGGCCACAGCUCCUGUCUGGCAGGAGCUGGCAGGAUGUGACCCACAGGCAGGUCCAGGUCCUGCAGACCCACCUUGGCUGAGCCCUGCAGGGACGGGAAUGGCAGAAGCAGCUCCUUUCCCACCAUGGCCUACCAAGCCUGGCAGGGGUCUUCAGAGAGAAAAACUCACCAUUUUCCCGCUCAGCUCAGCCAGCGUUGACCUCCGGGGGCUCCCAGCAGCUUUGUGAUAUGGGCUAGCAGGCUUUUCUGGUGCUAAAACCUUGUAAUUUUUGAGCUGGGCUGGGCCCCGCUUUACUGGCGGGGAAUUAAAAGAGGUGGCGGUUUCCA
Molecule: messenger RNA, 2186 nt
Organism: Tyto alba (common barn owl)
Lineage: Eukaryota; Metazoa; Chordata; Aves; Strigiformes; Tytonidae
Gene: KCNE3
Product: potassium voltage-gated channel subfamily E regulatory subunit 3
Exons: 2
Coding region: 914-1666 (250 amino acids)
Biological process (GO): negative regulation of delayed rectifier potassium channel activity; regulation of heart rate by cardiac conduction; ventricular cardiac muscle cell action potential
Cellular component (GO): membrane
Molecular function (GO): voltage-gated potassium channel activity involved in ventricular cardiac muscle cell action potential repolarization; potassium channel regulator activity; delayed rectifier potassium channel activity
Source: RefSeq, a predicted model, not a curated record